AUGAAUGCUAUUGAUGCGUUGAAUGAUAAUAAUCGCUCAAACAAAUCAUCAAUUUCAAAGCACAUCGAGGCCACCUAUGGAAACCUCUCGACGACCUAUUCAACUCUACUUUUUCACCACCUGAACAAGAUGAAGGCCAUUAGGAACAAUUACCUUAAGUUGGGGCCUGGAUGCCCGCUGCACAGUGGCAGUCCACUGAAGCCCAAGACACCUCUUCCACCGAGCACCAUUCUAUCUCUUCUUCGUCCUCGUCCUCAUCCUCAUCCUCGCGGUCGCCCACCUAAAAUACUGGAUCCCAAUGAUCCUCUGCCACCUCCAAAGCGAAAAUCUGCUCCAAGCCCUGCUGCUUCUUUUUUUUACAAUUUAAGUUACCAUUUUGUCCUUUAUAAAUUUGAUCAAUUUUGA
Molecule: messenger RNA, 405 nt
Organism: Fraxinus pennsylvanica
Lineage: Eukaryota; Viridiplantae; Streptophyta; Magnoliopsida; Lamiales; Oleaceae
Source: the annotation of a GenBank genome assembly